Microsporum canis CBS 113480 is the source of this 5247-nucleotide messenger RNA. RefSeq names its product DNA-directed RNA polymerase II subunit RPB1. Gene Ontology annotation, biological process: transcription by RNA polymerase II. Gene Ontology annotation, cellular component: RNA polymerase II, core complex. The coding region runs from base 1 to 5247 and encodes 1748 amino acids. The transcript has 5 exons. Lineage: Eukaryota; Fungi; Ascomycota; Eurotiomycetes; Onygenales; Arthrodermataceae. Gene Ontology annotation, molecular function: DNA binding. The record is from RefSeq and is a predicted model, not a curated record.
AUGUCUUCUGUCAGAUUUCCCUACUCGAAAGCGCAGUUGCGCACGAUUAAGGAGAUUCAGUUCGGUCUCCUCUCGCCAGAAGAGAUCAAGCGGAUGAGCGUGUGUCAUGUCGAGUAUCCUGAGACUAUGGAUGAUCAACGACAACGACCACGUGAAAAGGGCCUUAAUGACCCCCGUCUCGGUACCAUCGACCGUAACUGGCGAUGUGCAACUUGCGAAGAAGGCAUCAAUGACUGCCCGGGUCACUUCGGCCAUAUUGAACUAUCUACGCCGGUGUUUCAUAUUGGUUUUUUGACUAAAAUUAAGAAGCUGUUGGAAACUGUCUGCCACAAUUGUGGAAAGAUAAAAGCCAAUGCGUCUGAUCAGAAAUAUCUGGACGCCCUUCGUUUCCGCGAUCCGAAGAAACGUUUCGAUGCUAUUUGGCGAUUAUCGAAGGAUAUUCUUAUUUGUGAAGCUGACCCACCUGAAGAGGAUGACCCUUUUGCGAAAGAGAGCUCAAAACCUGUCCAGGGCCACGGUGGUUGCGGGAACGUUCAACCCCAGGUCCGAAAGGAGGGAAUUACAUUAAUGGGUACAUGGAAACCAAGCAAGAUGCGUGACAUGAUGGAUGAUAACGAGAUUCAACAACCUGAAAAGAAGCAGAUUACUCCCCAGAUGGCCUUAACGAUUUUUAGGAACAUCUCGGAGGAAGAUGUUCGUUUGAUGGGACUGAGUAAUGAUUACGCCCGGCCUGAAUGGAUGAUCAUAACCGUGUUACCUGUUCCACCCCCGCCUGUUCGACCUAGUGUUUUAGUUGGAGGCAGUGGUACUGGUCAACGUGGUGAGGAUGAUUUAACGUACAAACUUGCGGAAAUUAUCCGCGCGAAUCAAAACGUUACCAGGUGUGAACAGGAAGGUUCCCCGGAGCAUGUGGUUCGUGAAUUUGAGUCUUUGCUGCAAUACCAUGUUGCAACAUACAUGGACAAUGAUAUUGCUGGAAUUCCCCAAGCAAUGCAGAAAUCAAACCGUCCCGUGAAGGCCAUUCGUGGGAGAUUAAAGGGUAAAGAGGGCCGUCUCCGACAAAACUUGAUGGGAAAGCGUGUCGACUUUUCGGCCCGUACUGUUAUUACUGGUGACCCAAAUCUCUCACUUGAUGAGGUCGGUGUUCCGAUCAGUAUCGCGCAGACUCUAACCUACCCUGAAGUUGUCACACCUUACAACAUUCAUCGGCUGGGCCAACUUGUCGAUAAUGGUCCAGAUGUCCAUCCAGGUGCACGUUAUGUCAUUCGUAGCUCUGGAGAACGCAUUGACCUUCGGCAUCAUAAAGGUGGUGGAGGUCGAAACUUCCUACAAUGGGGCUGGAAGGUAGAACGUCAUCUCAUGGAUGGCGACUUUAUUCUUUUUAACCGUCAGCCCUCCCUUCACAAGGAAUCUAUGAUGAGCCAUCGCGUUCGUGUUAUGCCAUACUCUACCUUCCGGCUGAAUUUGUCUGUCACGACACCAUACAAUGCUGAUUUCGACGGUGACGAGAUGAACUUGCAUGUUCCUCAAAGCGAGGAGGCUCGAGCUGAGCUUAACCAACUUUGCCUGGUUCCUUUGAACAUUGUGUCCCCACAGAGAAACGGGCCCCUCAUGGGUAUUGUGCAGGAUACUCUUUGUGGAAUCUAUAAGAUCUGCCGACGAGACGUGUUCCUAACUAAAGAGCAGGUUAUGAACAUUCUUCUGUGGGUCCCUGAUUGGGAUGGUGUUCUUCCCCAACCUGCAAUUCUCAAACCUCGCCCAAGAUGGAGUGGGAAACAGAUGAUUAGUAUGGUUCUUCCUCCUGGUCUAAAUCUUCUCCGAAUCGACAAGGAUAAGUCGCCUAUUUCAGAGAAAUUUUCUCCCCUCGCUGACGGAGGAGUCUUGGUCCACGGUGGCGAACUAAUGUACGGAAUGUUCUCCAAGAAAACUGUCGGUGCUUCAGGCGGUGGUGUUGUUCACACUAUAUUCAACGAAUAUGGGCCUGAAGUUGCUAUGAGCUUUUUCAAUGGAGCCCAGACUGUUGUAAACUACUGGCUCCUUCAUAACGGUUUCAGUAUAGGGAUUGGUGAUACAAUUCCGGACCUUGCAACCAUCCAAAAGAUCGAAAACGCAGUACGUGUUAGGAAAGAAGAGGUCGACACCAUCACUGCCAGUGCUACGGAGAACACUCUAGAGGCUCUUCCCGGUAUGAAUGUCCGAGAGACCUUCGAGAGCAAGGUAUCCCGUGCCCUGAACAAUGCUCGUGAUGAGGCUGGUACUGCAACAGAAAAGAGUCUGAAAGACUCGAACAAUGCAGUUCAAAUGGCUCGAUCUGGUUCUAAGGGUUCUACCAUUAACAUUUCCCAGAUGACAGCUGUUGUUGGACAACAGUCAGUAGAAGGAAAACGUAUCCCUUUUGGAUUCAAAUAUCGGACAUUGCCUCAUUUUACCAAAGAUGACUAUUCUCCAGAAUCCCGUGGGUUUGUUGAAAACUCGUAUCUCCGUGGGUUAACUCCUACUGAAUUCUUCUUCCACGCCAUGGCCGGUCGUGAGGGUUUGAUUGAUACUGCUGUCAAAACCGCCGAAACUGGUUAUAUCCAGAGAAAGCUUGUUAAGGCAUUGGAAGAAGUCAUGGUUAAAUACGAUGGAACAGUUCGCAACUCCUUAGGCGAUAUCGUACAAUUCCUUUAUGGGGAAGACGGGCUCGAUGGCCAGUGCAUUGAAAACCAGCGUGUCGAUGUCAUCAAGUGUUCGGACGAACAAUUCCGAAACCGAUUCCGUGUAGACCUCAUGGACCCGGAGCGUUUACUCUCACCUGAUAUCCUGGAGCAGGCGACUGAAAUUGCUGGUGACAUCGAGGUACAGAAACAUCUCGAUGAGGAGUGGGAACAACUAUUGAAGGACCGCGCCUUCUUGAGAACCGUGGUAAAGGAAGACGAUGAGAUGAUGCAAUUGCCCAUCAAUAUCCAGCGGAUUUUGGAGUCAGCCAAAACUACUUUCAGGAUUCGUGAUGGCACAAUUAGUGACCUUCAUCCUGCGGAGGUUGUUCCACAAGUCAGGCAACUGCUGGAUCGUUUACUUGUCGUCCGUGGAGACGACCCUCUCUCUCGCGAGGCGCAGGAAAAUGCAACGCUUUUGUUCAAAGCACAGCUCCGUUCUCGCCUUGCAUUCAGGCGCUUGGUUGUAGAAUACUCGCUGAAUAAACUUGCUUUCCAGCAUGUCCUAGGUGCGAUUGAGAGUCGAUUCGGAAAAGCUGCCGCAAACCCUGGUGAGAUGGUUGGUGUGUUGGCCGCUCAGUCGAUUGGUGAACCCGCUACUCAGAUGACUCUCAACACUUUCCAUUUCGCUGGUGUUUCUUCCAAGAACGUUACACUGGGUGUGCCCCGUCUAAAGGAAAUUCUGAACGUGGCAACCAACAUCAAGACACCAUCUAUGACCGUCUACCAGGCGCCAGAAUGCCGUAUGGACAAAGAAUCCGCUAAGCAACUACGCAGCAUUGUGGAACACACCAGUCUGCGAUCAGUAACGGAAUCAACGGAGAUUUACUACGAUCCUGAUAUUCAAUCCACGGUUAUCGAGAACGAUAUCGAUAUGGUCGAGUCAUACUUUAUUAUUCCAGAGGACGUUGCAGAUGACUCAUCACGACAAUCCAAAUGGCUGCUGCGUAUUAUUCUUAGUAGACCAAAGCUUCUGGACAAAGGUCUCACUGUCCAAGACGUUGCCACUAAGAUUAAGGAAGCAUAUCCCCAAGAUAUUGCUGUAAUCUUCAGUGACAACAACGCUGAUGAGCAAGUUGUUCGUAUCCGUCAAAUCCAAGAUCCAAAGCAAGAUGAAGACGACGAUGACACUGAGUAUGACGUUACUCUCAAGAAACUAGAGAGUCACUUGCUCGACACUCUUACUCUGCGUGGUGUGCCGGGGAUCGAGCGUGCAUUUAUUAACGAGAAAUCUCGAACCCGCGUGCUGGAGGAUGGCUCGCUCCAUCAAAGUGCAAGUGACCCAGAAUGCAAGGAGUGGGUGCUAGAAACUAGUGGUUCUGCGCUUGCGGACGUUUUGGCGAUCCCUGGUAUCGAUGCCAGUCGUACGUACUCGAAUCAGUUCGUUGAGAUUCUUGAGGUGUUUGGUAUCGAAGCCACACGAACUGCACUUCUCAGAGAGUUAACUCAGGUGCUUGCGUUCGACGGUUCUUACGUCAACCAUCGACAUUUAGCGUUACUUGUUGAUGUUAUGACUUCCCGAGGUUUUCUUAUGGCUGUAACCCGACAUGGUAUAAAUCGUGCAGACACAGGCGCCUUGAUGAGAUGUUCCUUCGAGGAAACCGUCGAAAUUCUCCUUGAUGCUGCUGCCUUUGCUGAGUUAGACGACUGCCGUGGCGUGUCUGAGAACUUGAUUCUUGGUCAAAUGGCACCUGCAGGAACGGGCGAAUUUGACGUUUAUCUUGAUCAGUCAAUGCUUAUGGGUGUUGUUUCCAACAACGCAGGCUUAGGUGCUGUGGGUGGAGAACACAAGGGAAUGCUCUCUGAUGGUGCCGCUACUCAGUACGACAGCGGUUCACCAAUGCAAGAGAACAUGUAUAUCAGCUCUCCCGAUCCCGAUUCACAGUUCUCUCCCGUCAGGCAAGCCGGAUCGGAGAAUGCUGUCGGUUUCGCUGAUUACCAGCCGCCAAGUUAUGGCGGGUUCAGCCCACACGAGCCGAGAAGUCCAGGCGGCGGUUACUCUCCCAGCAGUCCUUUCAAUACCAGCCCGACUUCCCCUGCGUACUCUCCAUCGUCUGGCUACUCUCCCACUUCACCUGGUAUGAGCAUCACGAGUCCACGAUUCAUCUCAUCUCCCGCCUUCUCCCCAGCAAGCCCGUCAUUUGCGCCAACUUCUCCUGCCUACUCACCGACAUCUCCUGGGUACGGUCAAGCCCAGUCUCCCACGUCGCCUUCCUACUCGCCUACCUCUCCAGGUUUCUCUCCAACGUCUCCCAGCUAUAGCCCUACAUCUCCCAGCUUCAGUCCAGCUUCACCUGUGUUCAGCCCUACGUCGCCAAGCUACAGCCCUACCAGUCCUGCGUUGGGUGGUACUGGCAGGCAUCUCUCGCCUACCUCCCCUACAUCCCCGAAGUACACUCCAACUUCUCCUGGAUGGUCACCUACCAGUCCGGAAGCGUACUCUCCUACAUCUCCGAACUUCUCUGGGUCCCCAACCUCCCCAGGUGGGCCGACGUCUCCGGGCUAUAGCCCGACAUCCCCUACCUUCAACCCAACGUCUCCACGUCAGUAA